AAAAAAAAAGAGAGAGAGAGAGAGAAAUUGAAAUGACCGCGUCCAAAUACGUUCGAACAUGUCAAAAUAUGGAAGUUCGAUGUCAGAGAAACAAAUCUCUUUCUACAUUUCAUUACAUCUAUUUCUUCUGAUCACCUUGUAGUUUUCCAAGUGAAUGCCUUCGUAAAACAGAUUUAUUUCUGAAGGUGUCAGUCAUGCUAUCGCUUAUAAUACAAUUGAUAACCACAGUCAUUGAUUAAUUAUGUAUGCGUUAAAAUGUUCCGAUGUUUGGUUAUCAAAAUUUUGUAGAUACGAAAGGACUUCACAUUACAAAGGACACGACGAGGAUGACGGCACAAUUAAUUAUCGCAAUAAUUAUCACUCUGGCCGGCCUGGUUAGUAUUACUAAUGGACAGUUUGGAGCGAAACACUCACAUCACGGAAUGAGAGGUGACGUCAGGUGUAUGUACUGCACACCAGGGACAUGUAACAACGUGACGGGCACGUGCGGCAAGUGCUUGGAUGGUUUUUACGGAGAAAAGUGUCAUAAAACGUGCUCCAACACGUGUAUGUCCUGUGACAUGGCAGACGGUAAAUGCACGACCUGUAUGAAUGGAUGGUUUGGUGCAGAUUGCAACCAGGAAUGCACACAAUGUGAUACGUGCGACAAAGUGUCCGGAACAUGCACCGCCUGCAAGUCAAAUAACUGGGGCGACACUUGUCAGAAUUUGUGUGAAGAUGGCUGCCAACGAUGUGAUGUCUCAACGGGCAAAUGUCAAUAUUGCGCAAGUGGGUUAUAUGGAGAAAGAUGCGAGUUAACUUGCGAUCAUUGCCGACAAGGUAUGUGUGACCGAAAUCUUGGAAAUUGCUUAUACGGGUGCAAUGACGGACGAUACGGGGAAAAGUGUGAAAAGAUGUGCACCAAAAAAUGUCGGGUUUGUAAUCAAAAUGAUGGUUCCUGUAUAAUGUGCGAGCCUCCAAUGUGGGGGGAGUAUUGCGAUAACAGAUGUCCCGUUAACUGCGAUUUCUGUAAUGUUACAAGUGGAGAUUGUUUAGAGUGUAAUCCUGGAUUUUAUGGCCAAAUAUGCACGAAUGCGUGUAACAACUGUUUAGAUGGUUACUGCCAGAAGGAGACAGGUUAUUGUGAGGGCAACUGUCUUAAUGGAUGGUUUGGUGCAAAAUGUGACAAAAAAUGUCUGAAUAAAUGCCUUCGCUGUGCUGAAGAAAACAAGUGCAUGCUUUGUGAAAAAGGAUGGGCGGGAGAAAAAUGUGAUAUUAAGUGCCCAGAGCGGUGUCCCACCUGUGCCAAUGAUAUCCUCACAGGUGAUAUCAUGUGUAUGGAGUGUAAUGGAGAAUUCAAAAUACCAGAGAAAAAUUGCUCAUGUUCAAAUAAAAAAUGUACGAAAAUACGAGAAUCCACAGGCAGGGGAUUUACAUGUGCAGAUUGUGCAGAGGGUUGGUACCUAAGGGAGGGAACUUGUUGUCCAUGUCAUAAAUGCGCUGGUGGAAAUCAAUUUUGCGAAAAGAAUGGAAAUUGUAAGAAAGGGUGUGAGCCAAAGUAUUUCCGGGCUACGGAAGGUUGUGACCAAUAUUGCGACAUUCCUCAUUGCACGUGGUGUGAAUCUUUCUAUGGGCAUGGAAAAAUAUGUAAGGGAUGUGAUCCAGGUUAUUUUCUAUCAAAACACGGAUGCGAACCCUGUAGUUCUAAAUGUAAGGGUGGAUCAUAUCGAUGUGAUCAGAAGACAGGACGUUGUUUGGAUGGGUGCGAGGGUGGAAGAUAUGGUGACAAAUGCGAUUCUCUCUGUCCCGAUAAACACUGCCCUCCGCCUGUCUGUGACGUCCAAAACUGUCUCACGUGUGAUAGUUCAACGUCUCCCAUUGCUAAAUGCAAGGAGUGCAGUGCUAUGUACUAUGCCGAUAAGGGCGUCUGCAAACCGUGUAGUAAGAAUUGUGGAAAACAUAAAGGUCUUACUUGUAGCGGUUUUUCUGGUAAAUGUUAUGGUGAGUGCAGAAAAGGAUGGAAAGGUAAAAGAUGUGAUGAAGAGGAUGUAAUAAAAGUGAAUGUGAAGAUUUGUAGAGGACACUGCAUGCUCUGUGACGCUAUGACAGGGGAGUGCGCAUCCUGUCAUCCGGGGUCUUGGGGAUCACGAUGCAACAAAAUAUGUCCUGAAAAUUGCAGGGAGUGUAACCAGAUGACUGGAAAAUGUGCUGUAAUUUGCAGCAAAAAUUGUAAGCGAAUAGGCAAGGAGUCAUCGCCCUGUAAUACUGUCACGGGUGAGUGCUUGAACGGCUGUGAGGAAGGCUGGAUGGGAAAGACGUGUCGCUACAGGUGCGCUGGGAAUGGAAGUUGCAUGAUCACGAGGAAACCCAUUUUCGAGACAAUCUAUUUUAGAAAAUGAAGAAAUGUUUUCUUCCAAUUUUCGUACAAUCAUUUUAUACUUUGUUAUAUUUAUAUCCUACAUUUACAGUUCCUGACCAAUUUCUACGGCGCUGUACUAAUGUUCUUUAUGUAUAUUAAUGUAUGUAUUGUCAAUGUGAUCUUCUCAUGGGGUUUUGAAUGAUUAACCGUAAUAAAGAUUUUAAGAAUAACACA
This is a messenger RNA of Ostrea edulis (European flat oyster), 2572 nucleotides long. RefSeq names its product multiple epidermal growth factor-like domains protein 6. Bases 264 to 2378 code for a protein of 704 amino acids. Gene Ontology annotation, molecular function: scavenger receptor activity. The record is from RefSeq and is a predicted model, not a curated record. NCBI's taxonomy places the organism in Eukaryota, Metazoa, Mollusca, Bivalvia, Ostreida, Ostreidae. The transcript has 2 exons.